AUGGGUGUCCGCAAUUAUACUAUUUCACAGCACCAUAGAGCCGUCGCUCCUACCGGUCGGAUUCAUCUUCCAGUCAAUGUAACAGGCAAUAUACCCAAUUAUAAACGCCUUAAUGAGUGGCCUGUUAUCAAGUCAUGUGAAAUCGCCCUAGGAAUACGCGAUGUAUCCCUUCAGCUCAAGAUCCCUCAUUACGACAUUGUCCCUUUCAAUCCAGCUCCCCCAUCGGCUGUUAUCUAUUCACACGCCAAUUUCAAGGCUUCUAUCCAUCCAGAGAAAGCCGGAAAUACUAAAGACUUCUAUGAGAGAUGCUUUUCCGAAGCCGCGGCAAUUAACCUGUUUUUCCCCGAUAUACGAUCGGAAGGCAUCCGCAUAUGCAUGACCGCGUGGCUGGCUGCAAACUGCGCGGCAGACGACAUACUUGAGGCCAUGCCACCAGCUGCUGCCAUGUUUGCUUUGAAGGAGGCAAUCCUGAAGCUCCAGGGGAAGAGAUCAGACGUCUCUCCGACAAACAAGGUGGCAUCAAUCCUUUGCUUCUUUCAAGAAUAUUGCAUCCAGCACCUUCGCCUAUGUGAAAACACCGCCCGCGAACUUAGUGGCGAUAUAUGCGAUAUGUGUUAUGGCUUGCUUGACGAGCUUCGAUUUCGGCAAGGCAUCUUGCCCAACAACCUGGAAACCUAUCUGCAGUUCCGCGGUAGGACGAUGGGGAUUCAUCCAUUUUUCACUCUGAUCCGAACACUACACGAACCAGUCAAAGAAGAAUAUCUCGCCGGCCUCCGAAAUCUCCAGGCGGGGGUUAGUUUAAUCCUAGGGCUACAGAACGACCUUGUAGGUCUAGAGAAAGAUCGUCGAAAUGGCGAGACCAUGAAUGCAGUCUUGGUGUCCCUAAAGGAACAAGCGGGGAUUGAUGUGGGUCACAUGAAUAUGAUAUUGCCAAGGACGUAUCAAGAUGUGUGCGAUAUCCACAAUCUUUGUGUCUCAGCUGCAGUGGAGAUGCACGAAGGGCUCCACGCCUCACUGAAUGGGGAUUCCCACGACCCAAUUCUGGAGACAGCAAUUCUGGCAUUUGCGGAUACCCAUCUGAAAUGGUGUGUGUCGUCUAAACGAUAUCAGGCAAAGGUAGAAUAG
Penicillium hordei is the source of this 1125-nucleotide messenger RNA. RefSeq names its product terpene synthase family protein. The coding region runs from base 1 to 1125 and encodes 374 amino acids. The record is from RefSeq and is a predicted model, not a curated record. The transcript has 3 exons. Lineage: Eukaryota; Fungi; Ascomycota; Eurotiomycetes; Eurotiales; Aspergillaceae.